AUGAUCGACACCGAUAAUCUGCGAACAGCGUCGCUGUACAUCAACAAUCAGCUCCUUUCGCGGGGUCUUCUCAAGGAUGGCCAAAGCAUUGACUUUUCGAGCCCCGAGAGGGCGGAUGGCGACAUUGCACCAACAAUGGGACGCAUCAUGAGCGUGGUCAAUGAUCUCAUCCUGCGUCGCGAUCGCGAUGCUGAACACCGCGAAUCGCUCUCAACGACAAUGCGCUCCCUUCGUGCCGAGAAUCUCAAGCUGGCCAACGACGUGAGCCGUCUGGGCGAGAAGUGCGCCGAGUCGCAGCGGAAACUCGACAUUGCCGAAGCGUCGGAGACCUCUGUGCGGACACAGCUCAAGUCGGCAGAGUCCGUCAACCGUGGGCUCAAAGAGGACCUGGUCCGCACGAAGGCCCUGGUGGCUCAAGCGAGGACGUCUUGCGCCACCGAGGUCCGCCGACGCGACCGACAGAUCGAGACGCUGAAGAAGCAGGUCGGGGAGGCUGGGCGGGCUCGCGGUUCUAGGACGAACUCGGCCAUUACCACGAUCACCGUGACGGGCGACUUUGGAGCGGACACAACUGCGAGGAAGGUGGCUGCCGCGAGUGAAGGAUACUCUCUUCGCAGUGAGACCAACGCGUUUCUUGCCGACUUGGCGCAGAAUCUGAGCGAAGAGAAUGAGCAGAUCCUGGGAGCAAUGAGAAAGGCGAUGGGGCGUCUGCGGGAAAUGAGUGGAUUUGAAAAUGGGCAGGCCGACGGACAUGUUACCAGAGCCCACGGCUGGGAAGAUAUGGCUCCUGAGCUGGACUCGGUGCUCGAACACAUGAAAACCAUAUUGUCGAACCCAUCUUUUGUUCCAAUCGAGGAGGUGGUGGUACGAGAGGAAGAAAUCAACCGGUUGAAGGAGGGCUGGGUGAAGAUGGAGAGCAGGUGGACUGAGGCUGUUCACUUGAUCGAGAGCUGGCGCAAGCGAAUGGCUGCCAGCGGGCGACCUGUUUGCGAUGAAGAACUGAAGAUGGGUCUGCGACUGAGCCCUGUCCGUGUGAGAAACGUCGCCGAGACCAGACAUGCAGGAAGGUUCGGGCUGUCUGCUGUAGCGGAGGAGCAGGAGGAAGAGCAGGGCGAGCCAGAUGAGGUACAGGAGGUUUAUCAUGCGCAGCAGUCUCCAACCCCGUAUCGGAAUGGGGUGGUUGACCCAAUGGAACAAGGCCAGGAAGAUGUACAUGCGGAUGACCUGAGCGAUGACGACCUGGAGGAGGAUGACUUCUACGAGGACUACGACGAAGAGGAGCCAAACGUUGAGAUCUUGCAACAAUCAGUGGCGAUGCCUUCUUGGAGGGAGGCCUCGCCAGAUUCCCCGCCUAUCCCAGAGCCGCCACGUCUCAGUCCCUUGAGGAAUUCCCCAUCAGCUGGGAAUAGGGGGAAUCCGGCCAAGAAGACCAGAGAAAAGCCGGGCGAUUUCACCACCAUCGCGGAAGAGAACACUUGGGAUCUGGAACAAGAGCAAACGGGUCACCGUGAUAAACGCGUGAAAAAGACACCGACCAAGGGCGAAGAGCAAGAAAAGCCACAUCGAUCUCCUGUACGAACGUCCUUGGACGACGCUCUGCUAGGAAAACUGGAAGAAGAUGCGGCGCAGGAAAACAGUAACUCUACAGGCUCAUCCUCGAGAGGAUCGGACAGACAAGGAACGGAGAAUCUCGCGGCGAAGACUCCUCGGCGUGGGAUCUCACGGCUCCCUCUACCUCGAAACGCGGAAGCGGGCGCACAGCAAAGCCCGCUCACCAUGGCGAAUAUUGCAGCCAAGCUAGCAGCAUCAGAGAAGGAGGCCGAUGCCGCCCGGGUUCGCGCAAAACUCAAGGCAGUCCGCGGUGCACGAGGAGUCCAGAGGCCGACAUCCACCGUCCUUGAGACAAGCAGCUCCGAGAGUAAGAAGUCAGAGACAGAGAACAUGGAUCCGGUGAAACAGGAUCCAGCAGCACAAGCUCCAAGACAGGAGCUCAAGGUUGAGAAGCGAGAGAGGAGGAAGAGCAAGGUUGCAUCGAGACGGCGAAGCACGCUCAGUCCCUGGGAGUUGGAGACAUUGAUAACG
Messenger RNA from Clonostachys solani, 2082 nucleotides. The record is from the annotation of a GenBank genome assembly. NCBI's taxonomy places the organism in Eukaryota, Fungi, Ascomycota, Sordariomycetes, Hypocreales, Bionectriaceae.